Messenger RNA from Phialemonium atrogriseum, 4733 nucleotides. Its product is annotated as P-loop containing nucleoside triphosphate hydrolase protein. Gene Ontology annotation, cellular component: intracellular anatomical structure. Lineage: Eukaryota; Fungi; Ascomycota; Sordariomycetes; Cephalothecales; Cephalothecaceae. The record is from RefSeq and is a predicted model, not a curated record. The coding region runs from base 195 to 4406 and encodes 1403 amino acids. The transcript is spliced from 3 exons. Gene Ontology annotation, molecular function: RNA binding; helicase activity; protein binding.
GAUUUUAAUAUGCACGACAUCGGUCAAAAAAGUCGAGCUGAGUUGGAUUCACUUAUUAUAAGUCUUAGGGUUUUUCUUAUAUUGCUUUCUUCACUUUCUGACCGGUCCGUCAUGUUUACUUUGUGAAACCCUGUCCAUGGUAGACUGAGAUUCUAGCCAACAACCUAAGCCUCGACAGAGCAGAGCCAAGAGAGAUGGUCAAGAAGGGCAAGGGCAAGGAGAAGAGCACUCCUGUGGCAAAGAGCACUCCCCCAGCAGCACCUGCUGCAACGAGCAAAGGGAAGAAAGUGAAAGCCCCGGCAGAGGACGACUUCAUCAUCUUCAGCAACUCCCCAAAUGACGGACAAGGGAGGCGAGGUGGACCGUCCGGUUCGAGCAAGCCCGCCCCUCCAACUGCUGAUGUGCCCGGUGAGGCUCCUAUAGGACCUCCAAAGCCGACCAUCAAACAGAUUAUCGGGGGCGCGUCGUGGACUGGAAAACUACCCGUCAAUCUCCUGUCUGAGCACUGCCAGAAGCAAAAGUGGGGGAGGCCGGAAUAUGAGACUCGCAAAACUUCCGAGGGCUUCUCUGUCCUCGUAAGCCUCAGUGCAAAGAAUCCGAAGACCCAGGAGACCGUCAAACUGGCCCCCUUCAAGCUGCCUCCUAGUCAUGUACAUCUUGCCUACAAGCCCACCGCGCUGGAAGCAAAGCAUGCCGCUGCCACUUUUGCCCUGUUCAGAGUCUGCAGUAUGAAGAACCUGCAUAUGAUGCUGCCCCCUGACCACAAAGCUCUCUGGAAGGAGUUUGAAGCCCUGAAAAAACUUGAUGUUAAGGAAGGGAAGGCCUGGAUGUAUGAGGCUGAUCCGUUCGCAACCCUGCGGGAAAGAGAGGAGGCAAAGGUUGCUGCGGAAAGGAAAAGGAAGGAAGUCCAGGCGGCCAAAGAGAAGGCCGCAAACAUGCCUGGAGCAUCUGGCUUGGUGCUCAGGGGCGAUGCUGCCAGCGCCUCUGGCAGUGGAUAUAACCCAAUGAGAGGCUGGACCGCAGUACCAAAGAUCGAAAUGGGCAACAAGACGCGGACCCAGCUUGAAGAUAUCAUCCGCCGGGGGUCUGUCUGGAACCCGUAUGGGGUUGAGAUGCCAGCCUCGCAAAGGGAAAGCAUCGUCAGGGAGUUCAAGGGACUUGGUUUCCGACCAAGCCACGCCGAGGAGGCCGUCAAGGAGUGCAAGGAUCGCGAGGAGACUCUCGAGUGGCUUCUCAUCCACGUUCCUGAAGACGACCUCCCCCGCUGGGCUCUGCCCGGAAGCUACACUGCUGGAGUGACUGUCGGUGCUACCGACUUGCGAACAGAAGGCGCCAUCAAACGUCUCAGCCAGUCGGGUUAUUCAGCCGAGCUCUGCCGCAGGGUACUCGAGUCGAACAACGGCGAUGAGGGCAGGGCGGCCGAGGCACUUCAAAAAAUCUUGCUGGCCAGCGGCGUGGAGCGACUCGAUGGCUCUAACGGGACAUCAUCCGACCCGCUGGGGUCCUCCGAGCAGGUAGACGAGGCCUGGGAGGAGGAAAUGGGAAGCCUGGAAGCCGUUCUUAGCGACCAAUACACUCGCCUCUCACCGGAUGUCUGCCAGAUACAGAUUAUGUCGGUCAUCAAUGGACCGGAAUGCGAUGUGGAGACCUUCAUGCAGUUCCGAAAAUCGCCACACUAUCCUUCACAAAUCAUCCUCUCCGUUGCCGCCAAGCUCCCGGCAUAUAUCAAGCUGAGCAUCAUCAAGAAGGCCCUAGAGUACGUCGACGAGUCUCUACGGGGCGAAGAGAUGAAGAUAUACUACGUUGUUUGCUGGAUACAGGAAUGCAUCAACGAUAUCAUAGAUAACCCCGGUGCUCUGCGGGACGUUUCGGCAGUGGCCUCUGCGGCUUCGGAGGAGCAACCGGCGGCGAGUAAGAGGGCGGGUCGAAGGGGACCACGGCACCCAAGGCCCCUCGACCGCACACCAGACCUUCGGGGCAAGGAGGAGUGGCUUCGGCGCCAGGGGACUCCUGCGUACAAAAAGAUGGUGUCCCAGAGGGAGAGACUUCCUGCGUGGCAGAUUCGACACGAGAUUGUUCAGACUGUCAGCGAGAACCAGGUGACCAUUAUAGCUGGAGAGACCGGCUCCGGCAAGUCGACACAGUCUGUCCAGUUCGUCUUGGACGACCUCUACAGCAAAGCCCUCGGCAACAGCGCAAACAUCGUCGUGACCCAGCCAAGGCGGAUAUCUGCCCUUGGCCUUGCCGAUCGUGUUAGCGAGGAGCGCUGCUCUCCGGUCGGCCAAGAGGUCGGCUACUCCAUCCGCGGCGAGACCAAGACAAGCCCGAGGACCAAGAUCACCUUUGUCACGACGGGAGUGCUUCUCAGGCGCCUCCAGACGUCGGGUGGCCGUACCGAAGAUGUUGUUGCCUCGCUCGCAGACGUCAGCCACGUCGUCAUCGAUGAGGUCCACGAGCGGAGUCUUGAUACCGAUUUCCUCCUCAGCAUUCUCCGAGACGUCCUCCAGCAACGACGCGACCUGAAGCUCAUCCUCAUGAGCGCUACCCUAGACUCGGCAACGUUCCGAGAUUAUUUCGCCGGCAGCGGUGCCCAAUACUUGACUGUGGGGAUGGUCGAAAUCGAGGGACGGACAUUCCCCGUGCAGGACUACUAUCUCGACGAUGUGAUCCACAUGACAGGCUUCGCCGUCGGGUCUCGGAACGACUACCGAGAUGAAGACACUGCCACCAAGUCGCUUGACCCGAUCAACAAGACCAUCCAGAGGCUAGGCAGCCGUAUCAACUACGACCUCCUCGUCGAGACCGUCCGGGCCAUCGACGCGGAUCUGGCCCAGACCCAGAAGUCGGGCGGCAUCCUCAUUUUCCUCCCGGGCGUGGCCGAGAUCAACCGCGCGUGCAAUACGCUCCAGUCAACCUCGUCUCUGCACGUUCUUCCCCUACACGCCUCUCUCGAGACGAGAGAGCAGAAGAAGGUAUUCGCCGCGGCACCGUCGGGCAAGCGCAAGGUCGUCGUGGCGACAAACGUCGCCGAGACAUCGAUCACGAUCGACGACAUCGUGGCGGUCAUCGACAGCGGCAGGGUGAAGGAGACGUCCUUCGACCCGCAGACCAACAUGCGGAAGCUGGAGGAGACGUGGGGCUCGCGGGCGGCGUGCAAGCAGCGGCGCGGCAGGGCCGGCCGCGUCCAGGCAGGCAAGUGCUACAAAAUGUACACGCGCAACCUGGAGCUGCAGAUGGCCGAGCGGCCCGAGCCCGAGAUACGGCGCGUCCCGCUGGAGCAGCUCUGCCUGUCGGUCCGGGCGAUGGGGAUCAGGGACGUGCCGUGGUUCCUGUCCCGGACGCCGACGCCGCCCGAGGAGACGGCCGUGGAAGGGGCGAUCAAGAUGCUCCGGAGGAUGGGGGCCCUCGACGGCGAGGAGCUGACGGCGCUGGGCCAGCAGCUCGCCAUGAUACCCGCGGACCUCCGGUGCGGGAAACUGAUGGUCUUCGGGGCCAUCUUCGGGUGCCUCGACGGCAGCGUCACCAUCGCGGCGAUCCUGAGCACCAGGAGCCCGUUCCUGUCGCCGCCCGACAAGCGCGACCAGGCCAAGGAGGCGAGGAUGAGGUUCGCCCGGGGCGACGGCGACCUCCUCACCGACCUGCGCGCCUUCCAGCAGUGGGACGAGAUGAUGCAGGACCGCGUCCCCCAGCGGCACGUCCGCAUGUUCUGCGACGAGAACUUCCUCUCCUUCAACACCCUGUCCGACAUCGCCUCGACGAGGACGCAGUACUACUCCGCGCUGUCGGAGAUCGGCAUCACGGCGCCGGGCUCGGCCGCGGGGUUCCCUUACAACAACAGGGGGUCGACCACGACCCCGUCGGCUCCUCCGUCGUCGUCGUCGAUGACCCUCCUCCGGGCGCUGACCGCCUCGGCCUUCAGCCCGCAGAUUGCGCGCAUCCAGUUCCCGGACAAGAAGUUCGCGACGUCCAUGUCGGGCGCCGUGGAGCUGGACCCGGAGGCCAAGACGAUCAGGUACUUUGCGCAGGAGAGCGGGCGCGUCUUCGUCCACCCCGGCAGCACCCUGUUCGACAACCAGGGGUUCUCCGGCAACGCCGCCUUCCUGUCGUACUUCACCAUGAUCUCGACCUCAAAGGUGUUCAUCAGGGACCUCACACCCUUCAACGCCUACACGCUCCUCCUCUUCUCCGGCGCCAUCGACCUCGACACAAUGGGCCGCGGCCUCGUGGUCGACGGCUGGCUGCGCCUGCGCGGCUGGGCGCGGAUAGGGGUCCUGGUCUCGAGGCUGCGCGGCAUGGUGGACAACAUCAUCGCCAUGAAGGUCGACAACCCGUCGCUGGACCUGCGGACCAACGAGGUCAUCAGGAUCGUGACGAAGCUCAUUGAGCUGGAUGGCAUGGACGCAUAGACAGGAAGCUAGAGGAAUGGGGGGUGAGGGAGGGGUUGGGAAUCGUUACGUAGCACAGCGCCGAGGCCGUGGGGUUAAAAAUUGAGGCAAGCAUGGGUAUAGAUGGUAUCUGGAGGACGCGUACUACGACUACUACGAAAACGCCGCCUAUGAUGAAGAAGUGGCCACCCAGGCGGAGGCAGGCCAAGGAGAAUCCCAAGGCAAGGGCAAGGUAAAGAGAAAGAGAAGGCCGAAAAAGAGAGGGGAGAAAUAGCCUAGUUCUCAGCAUCUGUAUGCAGAUCACGACCAAUCUAUUAAUCCGCCCGAGCCCCAUAUUCAUUUACCUAC